CCCAGUAUGCCAAUGGAGGGAGGGAAGGAAAGGAGAAAGAGAACCAUAUACCAACCCCUCACAACACACAGCCAACCGACCUGACUCAGACUAGAGCCCAUUGAGACCCGGAGCACCUAGACUAAGGACCGACUGUUUCCCUGGACAUCCAACACACCACUCUGGAGCAACACGGUCAGAUUGUUACUGCUACUACCCACAAACCCCUCACCCCUACUCCAGGACAGGACAGAAACAUGAACCCCCUCCUGACCCAGGCUGUCCAGACUGAGGAAGAUGCUGAAACGGAGGGUGUCGACGUGGAUGCUGAGCUGGCAGCUGCCAUCAUGUCCAGGAGGAUCAUCCAGUCUCUGAUCACCGUGGAAGCCUGGGAGGGAUACACCUUCGCUGACCAUCAGAUCAAGAUCAAGGAGUCACAUGACCUCUACGGAGCUGUGAUGUGGCCCUCGGCCAUAGUGCUGUGUUACUUCCUGGAUACGCACCGCGACACGUACAACCUGCUGGACAAGAACGUCAUCGAGCUGGGCGCCGGGACCGGGCUGGUCUCCAUAGUUACAAGCCUUCUAGGUGCCAAGGUGACGUCCACAGACUUGCCGGAGGUGCUGAGUAACCUGCAGUAUAACGUACUGCGUAACACCAGGGGUUCCUGUAGACACGCUCCUCGGGUCACUGAGCUGUCCUGGGGGAAGGAGCUGGAACAACGCUUCCCUCAGGCUGCCUGUCACUACGACUACGUGUUCGCUGCCGAUGUGGUUUACUGCCACCCCUACCUGGCGGAACUCUUGGACACCUUCGAUCACCUGUGUCAGGACGGGACGGAGAUCCUCUGGGCCAUGAGGUUCCGUCUGGACAGAGAGAACCAGUUCGUAGAACGGUUCCAGACCAGGUUCCAUCUGGAUGAACUGUACGAUCUGCCCAGUCUCAGUAUCAAACUGUAUCGAGCAUCAAGGAAGGAGAUGGGGAGGAAGACACGGUCUGGAGAGGCAGCUUAAAUACUACCAUGCUCUACGGAAGCAGUCUGAGACACUGCAGGGGGAUGGAGAGAUGGAUGUGAAUGUGUGUCAGAGAAUCAAUAAAGGCAAUGUCGAGAAGCGCAUUACACUUAACUCUUGAAGGUAAUUUACCCUUGAUCCGACAUCCACAGCAUUUUGGGGAAAUUGUAGUGUCAUGGCCCAGAAAAUAAUUUCUUGGAGCCCUUUUAUGUUUUGUUGUAGCUGUCCACUAUACAGAGUUUACUGUCCUCUUUACGGAGGCUACUGUCCUCUUUACAGAGGCUACUAUCCUCUUUACAGAGUUUACUGUCCUCUUUACGGAGGCUACUGUCCUCUUUACAGAGGUUACUGUCCUCUUUACGGAGGCUACUGUUCUCUUUACGGAGGCUACUGUUCUCUUUACAGAGGUUACUGUUCUCUUUACGGAGGCUACUGUCCUCUUUACGGAGGCUACUGUCCUCUUUACAGAGGCUACUAUCCUCUUUACAGAGGUUACUGUUCUCUUUACGGAGGCUACUGUUCUCUUUACAGAGUUUACUGUCCUCUUUACGGAGGCUACUGUCCUCUUUACGGAGGCUACUGUCCUCUUUACGGAGGCUACUGUCCUCUUUACAGAGGCUACUAUCCUCUUUACAGAGGUUACUGUCCUCUUUACAGAGGCUACUAUCCUCUUUACAGAGGUUACUGUUCUCUUUACGGAGGCUACUGUCCUCUUUACGGAGGCUACUGUCCUCUUUACAGAGGCUACUAUCCUCUUUACAGAGGUUACUGUUCUCUUUACGGAGGCUACUGUUCUCUUUACAGAGUUUACUGUCCUCUUUACGGAGUCUACUGUCCUCUUUACGGAGGUUUACUGUCCUCUUUACGGAGGUUACUGUCCUCUUUACCGAGGUUACUGUCCUCUUUACGGAGGCUACUGUUCUCUUUACGGAGGUUACUGUCCUCUUUACGUUGGUUACUGUCCUCUUUACGGAGGUUACUGUCCUCUUUACGGAGGUUACUGUUCUCUUUACGGAGAUACCUUUCCUCUUUACGGAGGUUACUGUCCUCUUUACGGAGAUACCUUUCCUCUUUACUGAGGUUACUGUCCUCUUUAAGGAGGUUACUGUCCUCUUUACGGAGGUUGCUGUCCUCUUUACGAAGGCUGCUGUCCUCUUUACGUUGGUUACUGUCCUCUUUACAGAGAGACCUUUCCUCUUUACGGAGGUUACUGUCCUCUUUACGGAGAUACCUUUCCUCUUUACGGAGGUUACUGUCCUCUUUACGGAGAUUACUGUCGUCUUUACGCAGAGACCUUUCCUCUUUACGGAAAUUACUGUCCUCUUUACGGAGGUUACAGUUCUCUUUACGGAGGUUACUGUCCUCUUUACGGAGGUUACUGUCCUCUUUACGGAGGUUACAGUUCUCUUUACGGAGGUUACUGUCCUCUUUACAGAGUUUACUGUCCUCUUCACGGAGGUUACUGUCCUCUUUACGGAGUUUACUGUCCUCUUUACGGAGGUUACAUGAACUCUCCUUCCCUUCAUGUCUGGGCCUUGAACUCUCCUUCCCUUCAUGUCUGGGCCUUGAACUCUCCUUCCCUUCAUAUCUGGGCCUUGAACUCUCCUUCCCUUCAUAUCUGGGCCUUGAACUCUCCUUCCCUUCAUAUCUGGGCCUUGAACUCCCCUUCAUAUCUGGGCCUUGAACUCUCCUUCCCUUCAUGUCUGGGCCUUGAACUCUCCUUCUCUUCAUGUCUGGGUCUUGAACUCUCCUUCCCUUCAUAUCUGGGUCUUGAACUCUCCUCUCUUCAUGUCUGGGUCUUGAACUCUCCUCUCUUCAUGUCUGGGUCUUGAACUCUCCUUCCCUUCAUGUCUGGGCAGAUCAGUAUAUUAUUGUUUUCUCUGUUAUUCAGUUGUAUCUCUGAUUGAAGAUGUGUAGUGUCUGCUUCACCUGAUGUGUUGCUGUACAUAUCGAGACCUGCUUCACCUGAUGUGUUGCUGUACAUAACAAGACCUGCUUCACCUGAUGUGUUGCUGUACAUAACAAGACCUACUUCACCUGAUGUGUUGCUGUACAUAUCGAGACCUGCUUCACCUGAUGUGUUGCUGUACAUAACAAGACCUGCUUCACCUGAUGUGUUGCUGUACAUAACAAGAACCUGCUUCACCUGAUGUGUUGCUGUACAUAACUAGACCUGCUUCACCUGAUGUGUUGCUGUACAUAACAAGAACCUGCUUCACCUGAUGUGUUGCUGUACAUAACAAGACCUGCUUCACUUGUUGUGUUGCUAUAAUAAUAAUUAUAAACACCUCUGGUCUGUAAAUAGUUCUGAGAAAUAAAGUACAUUAUAAACAC
Molecule: messenger RNA, 3326 nt
Organism: Oncorhynchus kisutch (coho salmon)
Lineage: Eukaryota; Metazoa; Chordata; Actinopteri; Salmoniformes; Salmonidae
Product: protein-lysine methyltransferase METTL21E-like
Exons: 4
Coding region: 237-992 (251 amino acids)
Source: RefSeq, a predicted model, not a curated record